AUGGCUGGGAGAAGAGCACUCCAUUUUGUGUUUAAAGUUGGAGACAGGACCAAGACUGCUCAUUUCUAUCGCAACAUCCUGGGAAUGAAGGUUGUUCUUUCUCUUGCUGUGAAAGAUUUAUUAGAAACUGUUCAGCAACUCCAGAACUUUGUGUUUUCAAGCUCUGUUUUUCCAUCUUUCUUGCAGGUACUUCGUCAUGAAGAAUUUGAUGAGGGCUGUAAGGCUGCAUGUAAUGGACCUUAUGAUGGCCUCUGGAGCAAGACAAUGAUUGGCUAUGGCCCAGAAGAUGACCACUUUGUAGUGGAAUUGACCUAUAAUUAUGGAAUAAAAGAGUACCUUAUGGGGAAUGACUUCCUUGGCCUCACUAUCCAGUCCCAUGAAGCCAUUGAGAAUGCCAAGAGGGAGAAUUGGCAUGUCACUGAAGAAAAUGGUAUAAAUGUAGUUGAAGCUCCAGGAGGAUAUCGUUUUUAUCUCAUUGAUGAACCUCAACCUGAAAAAGAUCCAGUGAAGAAAUUGACCCUGGCUUCCUCAAAUCUGGCUGAAACUCUCAAUUACUGGCAUGGACUUCUAGGCUUGACCAUUGUGGAGGAGAAGGAAAAGCGGGCUACCCUUGCCUAUGCUCCAUCCCAGAUGAAGCUUGAAUUUGUUGAUAUUGGGAAGCCAGUGGAUCAUGCCAAAGCUUAUGGCAGAAUUGCAUUUGCUUGCCCAGCAUCUGAAUUACCUGAUAUUGAAGCCAAGAUGAAAGAGAAGGAGCAGACUAUCCUGACCCCACUUGUCAGCUUAGACACUCCAGGCAAGGCCACUGUCCAAGUGGUCAUUCUUGCUGAUCCGAUGCUUCAAGUGAUGGCUAGUCCAUUUGACAUUUUCCAGUCCACUGUUGGAGGAGCCCUGAUGAUAGAUUUUUCUCUAGACGGACAUGAGAUCUGCUUCGUGGGAGAUGAGGGAUUCCAAGAACUUUCCAAGGUGGACCCAAAGGGAAAUGAACUUCUUAGCAAGGCCAUUGCAAAAGACAAGUCUGAUGAUUGGUUCCAAAAGCAUAGAGUCCAGAAAACCUCUGCUUGAUCUCAUAGCUACUGGAAAAGCUGAAUUGGCUUUAUGUGUUAAAACAACUGCUUUGUGCAAUGUUGCAUGUAAGAAUUGAUAUUUAUGCUGGAGAUGGCUCUGAUGUGAUACUCUUUGCUUUCUCUUUCCAUGGGCAAUCAGGCAAGUUUGUGAUCUGCAGUGAGCUUGACUUCAAUGGAUCUUCUAUUGAAAAAUGACCUACAGGUUAAAGUACUUUAUCAAAACUUAGGAAUUGCAGCACUGAGUCUCAGUGAUAGUGACUUUAACAUGUAAUCAAAGAUCACAUUUUUCAACUGGAACAUCCAUCUUCUUUCCAUAAGAAUGAAAAGAGAACAGGCAAUUCUUGUGAAUUUUCUGGUUUCUUGUUUUAAAUUUGAAUUUAAAGUUCUUCCCUGAAUAUUGAUAAGUUUGUGUUCUGUCCAUUUCCAAUAUUACAAUCAUGGAAUUAGUCUGAAUGAUCAUUCCAUUGUCCUUGCUGCUGCUGCCUUGCAUGUGCCUCGUGACUACACUUGAUGUGAUGCAGCAUAGAAAUACAACAUUAUGUCUCGGCA
This is a messenger RNA of Darwinula stevensoni, 1613 nucleotides long. The record is from the annotation of a GenBank genome assembly. NCBI's taxonomy places the organism in Eukaryota, Metazoa, Arthropoda, Ostracoda, Podocopida, Darwinulidae.